This is a messenger RNA of Adineta steineri, 2434 nucleotides long. The record is from the annotation of a GenBank genome assembly. NCBI's taxonomy places the organism in Eukaryota, Metazoa, Rotifera, Eurotatoria, Adinetida, Adinetidae.
UAGUCACAGCUUUAUUAUCCAAUUAGAACAAGCACAUCUGUCUGUUUCCUUUUCAAUUGAUUCAAGAUGUUUCUCGAAAGUGAAUACACAUUGUUAAGGAUGAAAUAAGCUGUUACAAAAUUUCUCUAUUUCUUCGUACAACUCAUGAAAUCGUUAAGGUAUUAUAAACAAAGCAAAUAUUUAGCAAUCAAACAAAGAUAACGUACGAUUUGGGGGUGGUCGUGGGUAUAUACUUUCUGAAAACACACCCAUACCCUUUUUUUUGUUUAGAAAAAGAAGUAGUCAUUAUUAUAUACUUUAAAAUUAAUAAUGUUAGAUGGCUAUUACAAGAUGUCAUGAUAACAGUAUUUGUAUUCUUAAUUAUCAUAAAAAUUUGUAAAGAAAAGUUAAAUUAAAUUAUGAGUAGAUUUUCGUUCGGAAGAUAAAUUAUUUUGUUUUCCCGCAUAGAUUAUAAUUCACUAUUACUUAUUUUUAUUCAAAUUAGAUCUAUUAUGGAAUAAACAGACGAAAUAAAUUUAUUGUUUGAGUCAUGUAACAGAAAUCUAUAUUUUCAAUAUCAUGUGAUGUAGCUGAGUGCGGGUGUAGUUGAAAAGAACACGAUACUCACACCAACAUUCAUAUCCACACUUCAAGUAGUUGUUGGAGAUUUCUGAUAAAGGUUCUGUUGGUGUGACAUAAAAUGAGAAGUAAUUCUUUUCAUUGAGAAUUACUUUUUCUUCAAAUUUACUUUUCUUCUAAGCGUUGGUCCUAUAUCGAAUAAAUGCCACUCAAAACAUUUACCUUUUCUUAUCAAAUACAAGUCAAAACUAUAUCUGAAACUACAUUUGAAAGCAAUACUUCCUCCCAAUCUUCAAAAUAACUGUUGCUGAUCAAUAUUUUAUUCUUUGAAAAUAUACUAAUACCACUUGAAUCUUAACUUUAUCACAUGAUGAUCUGUGCAUUUUUUAACUUCAUUUUUAUUGCAUUUUUCGCAGAAUUGAAUCAGAGCGAUUAGAAGAAAUGAAACCAAUAUCAAAUUUCUACCUAUCGAUAUGUGGAUAAAUGCAUCUGUUUUAUUUCAAUUAUAUUGGCUUAAGAUACUAUCUGUGUUUUAGAAAUAAAAACACACAUUUUUUCAUUAAAUUCUCUUAUUCUAAAAUCAACUAUGAAUACAAUCAAGAUUCAUUGCUAUAUUGUUUUCAUUAUUCUCAAGUAAAUAAUUAUUAAUUUUUGUCAUUCAUUUUGUUAAUAUUCAUUAAUUUUAUAUUCUAGUACAACAGUUCAAAUCAAAUCUCAAAUAUGUGAGAAAACACCUCAAUAUAGUGAAUGCUCAACAAACAGUGCAUGUGGAUGCUUUCGUACGAUAGGUACCAAUAAUGAUACAGGCGUUUGUGGGUUCCUCUGGCCAAUAUGUUCUCGUCUUUUACGGUGCAACUCUUCAGACAAUUCAUGUCAUCAACCGAAUACAAUCUGUGUUCAACAUCCCCAAUGUGAUGAUCUGCCUAUGUGUUAUCCAGUUACAAUGGCUGAUCAAAGUAUCUGUCCACCAAUGAAAAAUAAGAUCAAUCUUAAAUGGAAACAAAAUGCUAUCACUGUAGCUGGUGGGAAUGGAGAAGGACAACAACUAAAUCAACUCCAUUGGCCUGAUGGAAUCUUUAUUGAUAAAAAGAAAAAUAUUUUCAUUCCUGAUUCUAAUAAUCAUCGUAUUGUUGAAUGGAAAUAUAAUGCAAAGGAAGGACAGAUCAUUGCCGGUGAAAAUCGCGAAGGAGAUCAGAUGGAUCAACUGAGUUAUCCAACAGAUCUGAUUGUUGAUCAACAAAGUCAUUCGAUCAUCAUUGCUGAUUUUUCGAACACACGAGUGAUUCAAUGGUUGAAUCAAACUCAACAAAUUCUCAUUGACAAUAUUUUCUGUUGGGGCUUGGCAAUAGAUAAACAUGGAUUUCUUUAUGUUUCUAAUUGGAACAAGAAUGAAGUGAGACGAUGGAAAAUGGGAGAAUACAACAACGAAGGAAUUGUAGUGGCAGGUGGAAAUGGACAAGGAAAUCAACUCAAUCAAUUUCAUGCUCCUCGUUCUAUCUUUGUUGAUGAAGAUCAAUCUGUUUAUGUAUCAGAUGAGAGCAAUCAUCGUGUGAUGAAAUGGAGAAAAGAUGUAAAAGAAGGAAUAAUUGUGGCUGGAGGAAAUGGUCAAGGAAGCAAUCUCAAUCAAUUGUCUAAUCCUCGAGAAGUUAUUGUUGAUUAUUUGGGUCAAAUCUAUGUGGCAGAUGCUGCAAAUAAUCGAGUAAUGCGUUGGUGUGAAGGAAAAGAAGAAGGUGAAAUUGUUGUUGGUGGAAAUGGUAGCGGAUAUCAAUCAAAUCAAUUGAAUCAUCCCCAUGGUUUAUCUUUUGAUGACGAAGGAAAUCUUUAUGUUGCUGAUGUGGCUAAUCAUCGAAUUCAAAAAUUUGAAUUAAUUUCGUGA